Molecule: messenger RNA, 1257 nt
Organism: Phymastichus coffea
Lineage: Eukaryota; Metazoa; Arthropoda; Insecta; Hymenoptera; Eulophidae
Gene: CSN6
Product: COP9 signalosome complex subunit 6
Exons: 6
Coding region: 172-1257 (361 amino acids)
Biological process (GO): protein deneddylation
Cellular component (GO): COP9 signalosome
Molecular function (GO): protein binding; metallopeptidase activity
Source: RefSeq, a predicted model, not a curated record
CAGAGUUUUCAGGAAAGACAAGCAAUUGAUUUGCGGCAGCAUCAUCUAUUUUGCCUGUUUAUCUACGUAUUUACGCCGCACAGCAUAAUAAACCCAAUCAAUCUUCGGAGUGAAACUCAAUCAGUAAGCACUUGCAAUUAUUCGAACUCAUUGACAGAAAAAACCGCAACAAUGAGCGAAGAAAAGCAGCAACCUAGUGAGAUGGAAGUGGACGAGGAUAACGUAGCAGCGUCGGGAUCAUCUGCUCAAGAAGCAACAAUGGAGGUUGCUCAACUCGAAACAACAGAUGUCAGGGUCGUUGAUGAACUUGUAGACGAGGAUAUCAGCGGUCCAAGUAGCAGCAGCACCGCCCGGGUUAUGGCAUCAUCUGGCACCGUCGGCUCUGUUUCCAUUAGUCUUCAUCCACUCGUCAUUAUGAAUGUCAGCGAGCACUGGACUAGACUUCGUGCUCAGGAGGGCAAAGAUCAGCUUGUGUAUGGAGCAGUGAUUGGCAAGCAAAAAGGAAGGAAUAUCGAAAUCAUGAACUCCUUUGAACUCUUGAUCACACUAAUUGGAGAUGAUGUUGUGAUUGAUAGGGACUAUUACAACACAAAAGAAGAACAGUUCAAGCAAGUUUUCAGUGAUAUGGAUUUUCUUGGCUGGUACACAACUGGUGGUUUACCAAAUGAAAAAGACAUUAAAGUACAUAAGCAAAUAUGUGAGAUUAAUGAAAGUCCUGUUAUGCUGAAACUUGAUCCACGGCCUAAAAGUACUGAUCAACUUCCAGUAUCUAUAUAUGAAUCAGUUAUUGAUUUAGUGAAUGGUGAAGCUACAAUGUUAUUUGUACCAUUGACUUAUACAUUAGCCACUGAAGAGGCUGAGAGGAUUGGUGUUGAUCAUGUUGCAAGGAUGUGCAGUAAUGAUCAAGGAGAAAGUUCUUUAGUUGCAGAACAUCUGAUAGCUCAGCACAGUGCAAUCAAAAUGUUACACUCCAGGGUAAAAUUAGUUCUAAGGUACGUUCAAGCUGUUCAAAAAGGAGAACUAAAGGGAAAUCACGAAGUUUUGAGAGCUGCAUGUUCACUCAGUCAUCGUUUACCAGUUUUGAAUAAUCCCAAAUUCAAGGCUGAUUUCUAUAAUCAAUGCAACGAUUUCGGCCUCAUGACGUACCUGGGCAUUAUAACCAAAGGUUGCAAUGACACAAAUCAAUUUGUACACAAGUUCAAUAUUCUGUAUGAUAGACAGGGUGUCGCGCGUCGCGUACGAAGUCUCUUCUUUUGA